Molecule: messenger RNA, 1575 nt
Organism: Oldenlandia corymbosa var. corymbosa
Lineage: Eukaryota; Viridiplantae; Streptophyta; Magnoliopsida; Gentianales; Rubiaceae
Source: the annotation of a GenBank genome assembly
AUGGCAAUUUCCACUGCUUUUGGAUACUCCUCGUGCCGCCCCUAUUACUUCUUCGUCCGGUCUCCUCUCCGUUCUUGCCUGCAGAAUGUACGUGUGAGCUGCUCUGCAGCUAUUGAGGCGGUUGUUGAUGAGGCCGAUAAUGGGAAGAAUGUAAAGGGAAAUACUGGUGGUGAUGGUGGCAAAGCGAUCCGUUCAAAGAAGUUGAAUUCAUCCAAGCUUGGGAUCACUAAUUCAAUGAUUCCCAGGACUGCCAGGGUGGUUCUCAACAAUCUAAAACGAAAAGGAUUUGAGGUUUAUCUUGUGGGAGGCUGCGUAAGGGAUCUUAUCCUGAAAAGAACACCGAAGGAUUUUGAUAUAAUUACUUCAGCUGAACUUCGAGAGGUGAAGAGAAUAUUUUCAAGAUGUGAAAUAGUUGGAAAGAGGUUUCCUAUCUGCCAUGUCCACAUUGAUGAUAGCAUUGUAGAGGUUUCGAGCUUUAACACCUACGGCAGAAAUAGUGGAAAAUACUUAAAUUUGGCUUCUGAAAAGCAUGUCUUCUGUGAUGAGGCGGACUAUACUCGAUGGAGAAACUGCUUGCAAAGAGACUUUACAAUAAACGGAUUGAUGUUUGACCCUUACGCAAAGUUAAUUUAUGACUAUGUUGGAGCAAUGGAUGACAUAAGGAAAGCUAAGGUGCGAACUAUUGUUCCUGCUGAGAUCUCAUUGACUGAAGAUUGUGCCCGCAUUCUCCGUGCUAUUAGAGUUGCUGCUCGUUUACAGUUUAAAUUUUCUAAGGAGACAGCUCUCUCAAUAAAAAAUCUGGCUUCUUCUGUAUUCAGGCUGGAUAGGGGAAGGCUGCUCAUGGAGAUGAACUACAUGUUGGCGUAUGGUUCUGCAGAAGCGUCACUCAGGUUGUUAUGGAGAUUCGGGCUUUUAGAAAUUAUUUUGCCCAUUCAGGCAGCCUACUUUGUCCACAUUGGUUUUCGAAGAAAUGACAAGAGGUCCAACAUGCUUUUGUCCCUGUUUUUCAACUUGGAUAAAUAUGUGGCACCUGACAGUCCUUGUCAUAGUAGCUUAUGGGUUGCAUUAUUAGGAUUCCAUAGAGCAAUUUUUGAUCAACCAAGUGAUCCUCUAGUGGUCGCCACACUUUGCCUUGCUGUUCACAAUGGAGGUGAUCUGUUGGAGGCAUCAAACAUUGCGAAAAAAAUCUCCCGAGAGCAUGAUAUAAGUUUUAUUGAGUUAUCAGAAUCUCAGGAUCUAGACUCCGAUUCACUCAUUGCUGAGGCUAAGUUUUUGGCAGCUUCAAUUCAAGAUGCACUUUCUAAUAUGACCGAUGAGUAUGCAGUUUCAAGGGCAAUGACCAAAUACCCUAAGGCGCCAUAUUCAGAUCUUGUAUUAAUUUCGUUAGCCCUGUAUUUAAGGGUUUGCAAGAUUUUUGAUUGUGUUAAAGGGGGCAGAGAGAAGGGAUUUGUUCCAAAGCGAGGAUCCAAGAUCAAGCACGAGGAAUUAGCGUUGGGAGCUCUACAUGAAGUUCGUCAUGUUUUCGCUAGAGUUGUUUUCGACACCAUAUUCCCAAUACAUCUGAAAAAUAGGUAG